UUGCCGCUCUUCUAUUGAACAAGCCGGCCAUUUCUAAAUUGUGAAGCUGCGUGUCUAGUAAUUGACUAGCAUCAUUGCAAAAAAGUCUGUUGCAGUGUUAUAAUAACUUGCAGAUAUUUUAUAAGAUAGACUACAUUCAAAUAAAAUGGGUGACGAGAAAAAGAAUAACGAAUCGGAACACAUCAAUUUGAAGGUACUUGGUCAAGAUAACGGUGUAGUUCAAUUCAAAAUCAAAAAACACACUCCUUUGAGGAAAUUGAUGAGUGCAUACUGUGACAGAGCUGGUUUAAGCAUGCAAGUACUCCGAUUCCGAUUCGAUGGAAACCCAAUCAACGAAACAGACACACCUACAUCUUUGGAUAUGGAAGAAGGCGACACUAUAGAAGUAUACCAACAACAGACAGGUGGAUGUUAUUGAAUAAAGAUGAAUUUAAUCCUAUAGUCUUUUCCAUUUCCAUAUUUAUUAAAGAAAUGUAUAUUGAAUUGGAAAAGGUUCCACAUUUUUUAGGAAUAAGUUAACUUUAACUUUAUUUUUAAGAGUAUCUCAUCAAUCUACUGUUUUCUUUCAUGAGAAAGUUGUAAAUUAAAUUACCUUCCAAAUUUUAAACGUUCUGAAUAAACUUCUUUUGAUAUUA
Coccinella septempunctata (seven-spotted ladybird) is the source of this 635-nucleotide messenger RNA. It is a transcript of the gene Sumo, whose product is annotated as small ubiquitin-related modifier 2. Bases 146 to 418 code for a protein of 90 amino acids. Gene Ontology annotation, cellular component: nucleus. Gene Ontology annotation, biological process: protein sumoylation. NCBI's taxonomy places the organism in Eukaryota, Metazoa, Arthropoda, Insecta, Coleoptera, Coccinellidae. The record is from RefSeq and is a predicted model, not a curated record. Gene Ontology annotation, molecular function: ubiquitin-like protein ligase binding; protein tag activity. The transcript has 3 exons.